CCUCCAUCGAAAGCACUUUCGCUUUUCGGUAGAUUGCGCAGCCAACACGCCCACAAACAAAGCCAAAAUGACCUCGCGCAAACGCAACGACCCCUUCGAUCUCGCCGUCAGCGAUGACGACGAACAAGACCAGGGCUACGACUCGGCCGCCGACGAAGAAGCACAGAGCAAAGGCGCGCUGCGCUCCGCCAAACGGCGCCGCGUGAACGACACCCACAACCUGCACGGGCUGGACUCGGACAACUCCGAUCUCGAUGCGGCUUCGGACAGUGAGGAUGAAAAACCCAAGGGCAAGGGCAAGGCCAAGGCCAAGGCCAAGAAACCCACGACUCGCGCUGCUACGGACGCCUCCGGGGACGAAGAUGAAGACGAAGAAGACCUCGCAGGAGAGGAUGCCGCCGCCGCACCCGAAGACGCCGCUACUACUGCAUCGUCAUCCCAGAAGAAAUCCCCGGUCCUCAAGAAGGACAAGAAGAACAAGACCGGCGUCGUCUAUCUCAGCUCGCUUCCGCCGCAUCUCAAACCAUUCGCCCUCAAAAACCUCAUCGAAGCCCGCGGCUUCGGCCCGAUCACGCGCGUCUUCCUGACGCCCGAGACGAAGAAGCGGCGCACCACGAACAAGCGCAAGACCUACGCGGACGGGUGGCUGGAGUUCGCCAGCAAGAAGACGGCCAAGCUCUGCGCCGAGGCGCUGAAUGGCAACAUUAUCGGGGGCCGGAAGGGCGGGUUCUACCACGACGACAUCCUCAACCUCAAGUACCUGCGGGGCUUCAAGUGGAGUGAUCUCCAGGAGCAGAUCUCGCGCGAGCGGUCGGAGCGCGAGGCGCGGCAGCGGGCGGAGGAUUCGAAGGCCCGGAAGGAGGAUAAGGUGUUCUUGGAGGGGGUGGAGCGCGGAAAGGUGUUGGAUGGGAUGCGGAGGAAGAAUGAGGAGAAGGAGAGGCGGAGGUUGGAGAAGGACCAGGGAACUGUUGAGGGGGCUGCUGCUGCUGCUGCGGCAGGCAAGGAGAAGAAGGAUGCCAAUGUCAAGGUUCGGCGGGUGUUCAGGCAGAAUGAGGUCAAGUUGGGACGGGAUAAGAGUGCGGAUGAUUUCAAGGAUCUGGGGGCGGAUACGAAGCGGGUUCUGGGGAAGAUUUUCUGAGGCUGGUGUUGCGUGUUUGGUUGGUCUAUAUGAGUGUGUUGCGGGUGUAUUUGUUGUACAGGGAGCAUUUCUUGGCUUGAUUGGUUGGCUUAUCGAUAUCCCAAUGUUCAU
Messenger RNA from Aspergillus japonicus CBS 114.51, 1249 nucleotides. RefSeq names its product RNA-binding ATPase activator ESF2. Gene Ontology annotation, cellular component: nucleolus. Gene Ontology annotation, biological process: small-subunit processome assembly; endonucleolytic cleavage in 5'-ETS of tricistronic rRNA transcript (SSU-rRNA, 5.8S rRNA, LSU-rRNA); endonucleolytic cleavage to generate mature 5'-end of SSU-rRNA from (SSU-rRNA, 5.8S rRNA, LSU-rRNA). Bases 68 to 1138 code for a protein of 356 amino acids. The record is from RefSeq and is a predicted model, not a curated record. The transcript is spliced from 2 exons. Gene Ontology annotation, molecular function: RNA binding. Lineage: Eukaryota; Fungi; Ascomycota; Eurotiomycetes; Eurotiales; Aspergillaceae.